This is a messenger RNA of Ruditapes philippinarum (Manila clam), 727 nucleotides long. RefSeq lists its product as uncharacterized. NCBI's taxonomy places the organism in Eukaryota, Metazoa, Mollusca, Bivalvia, Venerida, Veneridae. The record is from RefSeq and is a predicted model, not a curated record. The transcript is spliced from 5 exons. The coding region runs from base 257 to 727 and encodes 156 amino acids.
GUUGGUCAUAUAUAUUUCAAAUGGAAAAGGACAUUGGGAGCAAAAAUAUUCUGACAACCGUUAAUGCCUUGCAUGAUGCCGCUACCAAAGCCGAGCAAUGUUCUAAGUACCUACAGAAUACAUCCGAAACAAUAAAGAAAUUAAAGAGUGAAAAUGAGCAUUUGAGUUAUCAUUUAAGAACAGCUCAAGACGAACUUAGUACAAAAGAAAGAGAGUUAAAGAUGCUAUCAAAACGGAAAGAGAUGCUUUUAACGACAUGCAGAAACGCCUUUUACAAAGGCAAAAAGAGCUUGAGCGAACAAUUAAAGACAUUGAAGAUAACACGAAACAAAACACACAAGUAGAUGCCUUAAGCGAUGACAAACGGCCAACAAAAGUCGCAGAAAGGUACUUGGAUUUGUAUGACAAUGAAUGGGCAGAUGCAUAUGAGGAAAUUGAAAAGGACGUUAAAACGAGAAAAGGAAGAACACAAGAGUUAUUGCACAUUCUGAAGAAAAUCAUGGAGUUCUGUGCAGACGUGGCAAAGCAGCAAGAUAUCAACGUGCAUAACGCAUUGCUUAUAAGUAGCAAAGAGAUUGAUGAAGACCUAGUAUAUGAAGCUAGCAAACAACUUUCUUCGUGCAAGAAACGCAUUUACCCAGGAACUUGUGAGGACAUUUACGAGGUAAUUGUUAUUUUGCAAUAUAACUUUGAUCUUGAAACGAUCAAACAAGCUCUUACUUUAUGA